UGGGUUUUCAAUAAUUCUCGAGAAACCUUUGAUGUUGUAACUUUUAAGAAUGUUAACACAAAAAGUGUGGUAACCUAUACUCCUCGCACAAAAUUCGAUUAUGGAACUAUGCUCUGUUGGGCUACAAACACAGUGGGGGUGCAGUCCUAUCCGUGUGUGUUCUCUGUCGUACCUGCAGGACCUCCAGAAAAGCCAAAAGAUUGUAAAGUAUGGAACGUUACAGUUGAUUCAGUUGAAAUAUUCUGUAAACAAGGUUUCGACGGAGGAUUAAAGCAGUAUUUUGUUAUGGAAGUGCACGAUGAAAACUUACAUAGCCUUCGAGCUAACCUUACGUCCUCUGUUCCGACAUUUCUGUUACGAGGCCUAGACGAUGGUUCUAUGCUGAAGCUAAUAAUUUAUGCCGUCAACAUUGAGGGAAGAAGUGAUCGAAGUGUCAUUACUAUCAAUACAAUCUCAGAUUGGGUUGGCAGUGCCGUGAUGUCCAAUUUAGGUGACGGGGGGAAUGUCACUUUGGGUCCUCUACUGAUGAUUCUUGGAGCGAGCCUCGCUGUAUUGUUAGUGGUAGGACUAAGCCUUCUUCUCGUGGGAAAUAUUCGUUCUAGGAGGCAAGGCAGUCAGAAACCAGCAGCGAAAGGUAUUAUAGAGUUACAGGAAGUAGACAACGAAGAAGGAUCGUUCUUUACGAAGGGCAGUGGGAAUUAUUUGGAAUCUACAGUACAAAACUCUGUUUCUACAGGAAAUAAAGAAGAUUUGUUAAAGAUUCAAAAUGUUGCUCAUUCUUCAAGACAUAUGGAAAAGAAAUCGGCUCUACUCUCCCAAGCUCAAACCAAACAAUCAGCUUACGAUAGACAACGAGAUUCUAACUACUAUAGUCAAGAAAUUAGUUUAUCGGAAGUUUGAACGUAGUUGAAAAAGAUUCCACAGAAAUAAUAUAUAGUUUUCUCGACCACAGAGCUUAACUGAAUUAAACACAUAAAUUGUUUUAAGUUAAGAGCUGGAAAAAUUAAUUACAUUCACGAAGUAGAUAUAUCAAGCUUUCUAACUUUUACACAAUUUGUAUAAUUUCAU
Molecule: messenger RNA, 1068 nt
Organism: Limulus polyphemus (Atlantic horseshoe crab)
Lineage: Eukaryota; Metazoa; Arthropoda; Merostomata; Xiphosura; Limulidae
Exons: 5
Coding region: 109-900 (263 amino acids)
Molecular function (GO): protein binding
Source: RefSeq, a predicted model, not a curated record